This is a messenger RNA of Seminavis robusta, 2547 nucleotides long. The record is from the annotation of a GenBank genome assembly. NCBI's taxonomy places the organism in Eukaryota, Bacillariophyta, Bacillariophyceae, Naviculales, Naviculaceae.
ACUGCUGCCUCGUCCAUGACCCAGGAUGUUUCCGACCCAGAUCAGCUAGCGGCAUCCCUUGAUAGCAGUGGAAUGGCCCAUUCUUCGUCCACCAGUAGUACUCGUCGUCCAAGCUCAACCAAAGAAAGAUCUACCAAUGACACAAACAGAGCCUCCAAGAGCAACAAAAAGAGACGAGCUAAAAGAGCUGAACGUGCUGGUGCCCAACACAUCCGGAACUCGACAACCAACGAACCCAUGCCAGAUCUGGUUCCACCGGGAAUGAUUGUGGGUCAGUCUCCCGCAGAGGCACGAAAGGGCCUAUCGAGAAUGACUCCACAACGGCAAGCAUUUCCCCACGAAAAGUUUGGCAAUAGAACAAUAGCAUCAGCACCAACAGCGGCAGCAGGAGCAAGAAACAGAAACAACAGUGAGAACGACGAAGCGAAUGUCAGUAUGGUACCUGUAAGCAACAACGACUACCGGUACUUUGACGACGAGGACAUGAGCAGCCAGCAUCCCUUGCCGGCGCAAGAGCCUCCAGAUGAGUUGCUGAUGACGAUGCAACAGCAACCACAAGAUGUUCACCUGGUUGAAGCUAGUCUCGUCCCUGAUGAGGAAGAAGUCGACCGUGACAUGAUUCCUCAAGCUGAAAUUGUGCAACCAAAAGAAGGACUGGCAAAGUAUCUACCAGAAAGCAGGCGCAAAGCACGGUUGUGCUUUGGACUUUGUGCGCUCUUGACAAUCGUGAUAAUCACGACUAUCGUCGUGGGAGCCGUUUGUGGUACCGGCAAUUGUGGUGGUGGUGGUGGUGGUGGUAGCAGUGAUAUUGAUCCUACCCCCGCACCCACCAGCAGUGGGCCUGUGGAACUUGUGUCUCCAACCGUGGCAGUGCCAGUUUUGGGAAGAGUCGAGCGGUGGCUCAAUCCAUCAAUUGAUGAGUGCGUGUGGACGCCGGAGCUGCAACCAGCAGGUAGAUUUGAUAGUGUUCACCAGAUUGAGUGUUAUGACAAGGGAGCAGAGCGUGGGCGGGUCCAGUCCUUGAAACUGGUGGUAUUUCGAUUGCCAUUACAAGGCGGCAUUCCACCCGAAGUGGAAUUGCUUGCCUCAAUGGAAACCUUCGAAAUCCAAGAAUCACAGUGGAGCGGACAGCUGGAAGAUGUCCUGCCGUACCAGCUGGGGUACAUGCCAAUGCUCAAGUCCUUCUCGGUCAUCUACAACCAACUGUCAGGCACGCUUCCCCCUUCCAUCUUGGGUGGAAUGACAUCAUUGACAGGCUUGUACCUUGGUGUCAAUUCUUUCACGGGCAAGCUACCAACAGAGAUAGGAAGACUCACCAGGCUGACUAUCCUCGAUGCGGAUAGAAAUCAGUUAACGGGUCCUGUAUUUUCAGACAUUGGCCUUUUGCUCGAGUUGACACGUGUUGACAUUGACGGAAACAUGUUCAGUGGACGCCUUCCAAGUGAGCUUUUCAGUUUGGCUGCCUUGACAUCUCUGGAGCUUGGAGAAAAUCUCCUUACAGGAACUGUUGGAAGUGAACUAGGCCUUCUCACUAAUCUCGAUUGGCUGGGAUUUUCGGGAAACCAACUCCGUGUGCUGCCCAGCGAACUUGGACUUUUGACAAUGCUCACAGACCUCGAAUGCAGUUACAACUUCUUUGGUAAUGUUAUACCGACUGAAUUGGCCAUGCUUACGCUGCUCACAUAUUUGGAUCUGUAUGAGACCGCAUUGAUCGGGUCAAUCCCUUCGGAGUUUGGCUUGAUGAUGCAGUUGACUCGCUUGGAUUUCGAAGGAAACCUGUUGACGGGCCCUGUUCCAUCGGUCAUUGGUGCCUUGACAGAGCUUACCCAUCUGCAGUUGAACACCAAUCAGUUGUCCAAUCGUCUUCCAACUACUUUUGGCUUCUUGACCAAACUGAAGUACAUGAAUUUUGACAAUAAUCAACUGUCGAGCCGUAUUCCAUCCACCAUUGGCUUCCUCACGAACUUGGAAUCCUUGAUUCUUUCCCAGAACAAUUUGACCGGGCCUAUACCAACAGAGUUGCAAAUGCUCACAAACUUGUUGGAGCUGACUCUGAGUCACAAUCGUCUCUCCAGUACCAUUGGACCAUUGGGAUCACUCUCAGCUCUCGAGAAUUUGGAUUGUACAGAAAACCUCUUUGUGGGCCCUAUUCCAGCUGACAUUGGUGCCUUGACUGCUUUGACAAACCUGAGAAUACACAAUAAUGCACUGUCGAGCCGUAUUCCGUCUACCGUUGGCUUGCUGACGAACCUGGAAUACUUGAUUCUUUCCCAAAACAGUUUGACGGGGCCUAUCCCAACAGAGCUGCAGAUGCUCGUCAGCCUUUCGGACCUCAUUCUUGGGUCCAACAGGCUUUCAGGUACAAUUGCACCUGAGCUAGGAUUGCUUUGGACAGUGUCCAAUAUGUGGCUCGAACUAAAUGAUUUGGUUGGAAGCGUGCCUGAAACUGUAUGUGCCUUAACCACCAAUGGGGAGUUGAGUAGUUUACAGGUGGACUGCUGGGAGGAAGUUGCUUGCCCAGAAGACUGCACGUGUUCAUGUUGGUAG